Messenger RNA from Centropristis striata (black sea bass), 1253 nucleotides. It is a transcript of the gene smim18, whose product is annotated as small integral membrane protein 18. Bases 131 to 454 code for a protein of 107 amino acids. Lineage: Eukaryota; Metazoa; Chordata; Actinopteri; Perciformes; Serranidae. The record is from RefSeq and is a predicted model, not a curated record. The transcript is spliced from 2 exons.
AAAACAGGUCGAGGAGUGAACGCGGAGGAGGAAGAGAGUGGAAGACAGAGCGAUAGGUGGAGCACCAAAGACAGGAGAGUGCAUCUGUUGACUUGAAUCUUCUAAAGACUGAUCCAGACACACAGAAAUCAUGGCCAACAUUUCUACCACAAUACACCCAAGUAAUGUCCCAUGGCACCAAGAGGCGGCCCUUCUCUCCCGCGUCUCCUUGCAGGUCCAGGAGGUCUACCCUUUCCAUGAUGGCUGGAAUGUGGCCUGCUUCAUCAUCCUUCUGCUCUUCAUCCUCACUGUCGUGUCUCUGGCUGCCUUAGCCGUGCUCUAUGAGCUUCUGGACUGUGGGUGCUGUGCCAAAGGGAAGACACAUCACCAGCUACAGGAGGAGGGGCCGGGCAGCUGCGGCAAGCUCAUGACCAGUAUUUGCAAGGAGCCGGAAUCCCAUACUGAGGUGGUAUAGGGGCAGCAAGGAUGAAUAUAAGGAAGGGUAGGAAUCUGGGUGUCAGUUGUGAACUGGGCAAUACAACGUUGACUCCGAUGACCUGACAAAAGAACUUCUAAAAUUGCCCAAUAGUGGUUCAAUUGCUCAUAGUUAGGAGGAUGCAGAAGGAAGGUGGCAGUUCGUUACUGAUUUAGAGUCAAAUUAGUUUUUCCAUUUCAAUUAGGAGGAAAUAAUCACACAUCUGCAUUUACUCCCACUAAACACACAGGGCGGACCCUGAAAGACAUAUUUUACACUAAAAACACCACCAGAAGAAAGACAGAGCACCGAGUAGUAUAAUAGUACUAGAAACAGUACUAAUAGUGUGGCCACGUUGACAUAAAAACACUGAUAACACCCAAUAUCAGCUAGUUUAAAAGCAAGUAUUCUUCUGCCCUGCGAGUACGGUGCACACCUGUGUGCCGGCUGCAAAUACAAAUGAGCUUCUAUGAGACGUGAUAAAAUGUUGUACAGAGUCAGAAAAUGGUGUCUAUAUCUGAAGACUUCAAUAUCCUAGUAUCCCUACAGGACCUGAUGAACAACAAACAGAUGAUCGCGCCUAGCUGGACAACAAUAUUGCUUUGAAUAAAGCCUGUGUUUCUCUGUUCUUGUAAAAAUGUAUGCCGGUGUUGUAAACAUGUUUAGCAUUGCAACAUUUAACUCAUGAGAAGUGAUACUUGUUUGCUGCACAGAUGUAAUUUAUCAUGUCAUUUCAAGCACAAUGUAUGAGUUCAAAGGCCUUACCACAAUAUGCCUAAUAAACUGUCACUGAAUAAUG